This is a messenger RNA of Dothidotthia symphoricarpi CBS 119687, 825 nucleotides long. RefSeq lists its product as uncharacterized. NCBI's taxonomy places the organism in Eukaryota, Fungi, Ascomycota, Dothideomycetes, Pleosporales, Dothidotthiaceae. The coding region runs from base 1 to 825 and encodes 274 amino acids. The record is from RefSeq and is a predicted model, not a curated record. The transcript has 3 exons.
AUGUCCUCCAAACUAGUACCCUCGGACCCGGAGAAGGUCAUGAUCAUCCGCGACAUCGUCCCCAGAACUGUCACCACACUUUCCGUGCCAUUCUUUCGAUUCGGCAGGAUAAAGGUCGGUGGACGAGGCACAAUCGUACGCCUGCAAUCCGGCGCCCUCGCCGUCUUCUCCCCCGUCGCCCUCACCGAAGACGUAAAGCGCAAAGUCGCCGAAAUGGGCGAAGUCAAAUACAUCACCGCCCUCGACGCCGAACACCACAUCUUCCUCGGCCCUUGGCACACGGCGUACCCCAACGCGCAAGUCAUGGGCCCCGAAUCCCUCCCCGAAAAACGCGCCUCCCAAUCCGUCGAACAAGUCCCCUUCGCCCACGUCUUCUCAAAGGCAAAGCCCGUCACCACCAUCUCGCCAGAAUUCGACGCAGAGUUUGACUGGGAGUACGUCCCCGCACACAUGAACAAGGAAAUCGCCUUCCUGCACCGCCCUACACGCACCCUCAUCCAAGCCGAUCUCAUGUUCAACCUGCCCGCCACAGAGCAGUUCAGCCGCAGCGGCGUGGACGCCAACAGCGGGAUCCUCACGAAGAUUUUCGUCGCGCUGCAGAGCACGUAUGGGAGUGCUACGGCGCAGAAGCGUGUCGUCUGGUGGGGCACGAGUGCGAGCGAUCGCUCCGGGUUUGCCAAGUCGGUCGCGCGCAUGGAUAAGUGGGAUUUCCAGCGCAUUGUGCCGUGUCAUGGGGAUGUGAUUGAGAGUGGGGCCAAGGAUGUUUUCAGGAAGGUGUUUGGCUGGCAUUUGGAUCUUGCGCAGCAAGAGGGGAAGAGGGCGUAG